UCGGUCCUUCCCUCCCUCGCUCCCCCUCCUCGCGUCCGCGCCCCGCCCGCGCCUCCACCCCGCGGUGGGGGAGGGGUCGCGGCCGCUGCGCAGGGGUCACCUUGGUCUCCAGGACCAGGCCGAGCCAGAAGCAGCCCGCCCGUCGGCCCCGCAGCAGCGCCGCGCCACAACGUCUUCGACUCCCAACAAGAACGCCGUCGCCGAGCAGGAGCUCAGCCCCAGUUCAGUUCCCGCAGCCACACUGCGGGCACAGAGGAUAUUUCUCUGCGCAGUCCCAGUCGCGCCUAGAGCCAGGCUGCCCGGCCCGCUAUCUGAUCGGCCCGGCCGUCACUCUUCCGCGGACCUGCCGUACCCUGCCGUGCCCUGCCCCGGGCGCUGACCACUGUCUGCCCCGCCGUCCACACGCGCGCACGCUUGUCCUGCUGCCCAGGAGGAGCUGCACCAGGAGCUGCACCAGGAGCUGCACCAGGAGCUGCACCAGGAGCUCCAGGACUCGAGCGGCCAGCGCGCCAGUAUUGUUGCAUCAGCGCGCCAGCCUCCGGCGUCAGCCCAGCCUAAACCGACGUGUUUGAGAAGCUGAGACAUAUUUGAAGAGACAAUGAACGGCGCCUCCAAGAACGGGACGUCGCCUCCGGCCCCGGCGGCCGCGGGUCCCGCCAAGCGGCUCUCGGUGCAGCUGCUGAGCCCCGUCACGGAGCGGGUGCCCCGCAGCGAGUCCAAGGUGACGGUCGUGGGCGUCGGGCAGGUGGGCAUGGCGUGCGCCUUCAGCCUCCUGUCGCAGAACGUCACCUCGGACCUCGCGCUCGUCGACAUGGUGGAGGACAAGCUCAAGGGCGAGAUGAUGGACCUGCAGCACGGCUCCACCUUCCUCAAGAACGCGACCGUGACGGCGUCCACAGACUACGCCACGACGGCGGGCUCCAGGAUCUGCAUCGUGACGGCGGGCGCGCGCCAGAAGGAGGGCGAGUCCCGCCUGGAGCUGGUGCAGCGCAACACCGACAUCUUCCGCUCCAUCAUCCCCCAGCUCGUCAAGCACUCGCCGGACACCAUCCUGCUCAUCGUCAGCAACCCCGUGGACGUGCUGACCUACGUGGCGUGGAAGCUGUCCGGCCUGCCGCACCACCGCGUCAUCGGGUCCGGGACCAACCUGGACUCGUCUCGCUUCCGCUUCCUGCUCUCGCAGCGCCUCGGGCUCGCGCCCACCUCCGUCCACGGCUGGAUCAUCGGCGAGCACGGCGACACGAGCGUGCCGGUGUGGUCCGGUGUGAACGUGGCCGGAGUGCGACUUCGCGACAUUGAUCCUGAGAUCGGCAGCUCGGCCGACGACGAGAAGUGGUCCGAAGUCCAUCACCAAGUCGUGUCAAGUGCCUACGAAAUCAUCCGUCUGAAGGGAUAUACGUCCUGGGCCAUCGGUCUCAGCGUGUCGGCUCUGUGCCAGAGUAUAAUCCGCAACUCCCACGACGUGAGCGCCGUGUCGACGCUGGUGCGCGGCCACCACGGCAUCGACCACGAGGUGUUCCUCUCGCUGCCCAGCAUCCUGGGCGGCGGCGGCGUUGAGCAGAUCGUCAGGCAGCGCCUCACGGAGGAGGAGACCUCCAAGCUGCAGCAGUCGGCCGGGACCAUGGCCAAGGUGCAGGCCGGGCUGCGGCUGUAGGUCGCCGCCGAGGUUGCCGUCAAGGUCACCGCCAAGGUCGUCGCUGAGGUCGCCGCCGAGGUCGCCGCCGAGGUCGCCGCCGAGGUCGCCGCCGAGGUCGCCGCCGAGGUCGCCGCCUAGGUCGCCGCCUAGGUCGCCGCCUAGGUCGCCGCCUAGGUCACCGCUGAGGCCACCGCAUGCGGGGGACAAGAAAACUAUAACCUGAAAAUUCAACGCAUUUAAAUUUUCACGGCCCACCUGGUGUGGUGACGUAUCGUUUUGUUCAUCCAACUAGCUUUAUCAGUAUGCCUCUCUUAUCCUCUCUAGUCCUAGGAUGUAAGUGCAGACAUCAAGUUUUAAGAUGUGCAGUAAAAGUAAAAACCAUCUGCUGAUCUUAUACCUGUAAAUCAGCAUUGCCUUGUAAUGAUUACUAAAUAAUGAUAGGAAAGAAAGUAACUUAUUUAUAUUUAUUUAUAUGUAUCUAGAUAAAAACACUUUCCUUGAAUUUUUGUUGUGUGUAUAGUUUUUAUGUGUGUAUCUUUAGAGACGAAAUAGAAUUUAGAAAUUAA
Molecule: messenger RNA, 2202 nt
Organism: Frankliniella occidentalis (western flower thrips)
Lineage: Eukaryota; Metazoa; Arthropoda; Insecta; Thysanoptera; Thripidae
Product: L-lactate dehydrogenase
Exons: 6
Coding region: 599-1654 (351 amino acids)
Biological process (GO): carboxylic acid metabolic process
Cellular component (GO): cytoplasm
Molecular function (GO): L-lactate dehydrogenase (NAD+) activity
Source: RefSeq, a predicted model, not a curated record